Molecule: messenger RNA, 4071 nt
Organism: Oncorhynchus tshawytscha (Chinook salmon)
Lineage: Eukaryota; Metazoa; Chordata; Actinopteri; Salmoniformes; Salmonidae
Product: protein SPT2 homolog
Exons: 4
Coding region: 1247-3706 (819 amino acids)
Source: RefSeq, a predicted model, not a curated record
UACACUCACAUUAACAUCUGCUAACCAUGUGUAUGUGACAAAUAAAAUUGGAUUUGAUUUGAAUAGUUAGAUAAAAUUGCAAUGUCAAAUCGUGCAAAGAAAGUUUUAAAAAAUUGUUAGGUUUACAAGAGAACAUGCAACAGAGGCACCUCAGAAGAGACAUUUUUGAAGAAAUUGUUAACAACGCCUUUGUUCAUUUUCUCCCUAACAUUGCUCAACUCAAUGAUCAAAUGUAAAGGUUCAAUAGCAAUCCAUGAAUGUGACCAUCAAUAGGUAAGACCUUUUUAUUUACCAGAUUGACCCUAUUUGAUUAUUUUAAUGAAAGCAUGGAAUUUAAAAUCAAUAGACAUCCUCAAAUAACUGUCCAAAAACUACUAAUGUUUCUUAAUGUAAAAAAUGCAGACUAAACAAAACAUCAUCAAAAACCAAUUCACAGGCAUGGGGGGGAUAGAGGGAGAGAGUCUUACCUGCUGAAAGAGAGAGAAAUCCAUGAAGGACAAGUAAUGCCAGUGGUAAUGUACAGGCCAUUGUGUUGUUACUACAUGUACUGUGAGAAAAAUGUACAGGUUUCAGUUUAGUAGUCAGACUCUUUCCUGGGUCUCAGCCCUGUAUGUACCUACUCUUUCAGCAGUGCAGAGAUCAAAUUGUAUUUGUCAAAUCUUUUAAAAAAUCUUUAAAAAAUAACCAUCAAACAAACUCUUCCUCUUCAGUAUCAACACAGGCUUUUUCCUCGUCCUAAACACAACCUUAAAAAAAAAACGUUCUUAUGAAAUGAAUGUCAAAAAAGACAUUAGGCUACAUUCAUUGUGUGGCAUUAAAUGCCACAAAACUAUUUGGACAUUCUCAUAAAUGAUGACGAUGUAAAGAAUUUAAAAAAAAAGAAUAUUAGUCAUAUAAAGGUCCUUGAACGAUUGUCCUCGGGAAUAUAUGUGGUUUUGUUAGCCAUUUUCUAUUACAUUUACCUACUAAUGUAUUUUUUUUUGUUGAGAUAAAAAGUUAUUCAGAAUACUUCAACUGAAUGUAGGCUAAGUACUAGCCUAGCUAGAGUUCCCCCACACUUUCUGUUACCCCGCCCUAACAGAUUUGGGGUUUCAGUUACUGCAUUGUGCGCCAAGUGUUGCGCUGGGGGCCUUUGUACACUGUCUAGAAAAUAAACUGGGGAAGACUGUUGUAUUACAGGGUAAUAACAUUGUUCCUUACAAUAACUCAGCCCAUUAUGAUUCCAUGAGGGUGAUGUGACUAUGUCAUGUUAACUGUGGUGCAACUCUGUUCUCAUCCCAUAGCAGCUGGACCGUCCACCACCCGUUAUGUCAUCACAAACGGCAAUGUCAUUCUCAACCCUGGGAUCCGUGGUGGAGUUUUACAGGAGAUCCUGUGGAAACAUGGUGUAAACAAGGCGGUGGAAUGGAGCACUGGCGGGAUACAGGAAUUUCGUGAUUUUAAAGGGAGGACAUCCUUGAACACCACGACUGGAGAAAUCACUAUCAGACAGCUGACCAAGCAGCUCAGUGGGGUGUAUGAGGCAGAGUGUAUGAUUGGUCACAAAAUACAGACCUUUCAGCAGAGAGUGGAAGUCAUUGACACAGUAUCACAACCUGAAGUCACCUGUGAAUUGAACGGUACCGUGGCAACAAUUCACUGCAGUGCUGAGGGUCCACUGGUGGAGUAUCGCUGGUCUUGGCCUGACCACCAGGGGGAGAUGUGGAGCCAGGAGAAGAAUGGACAGCACUACAACAUCAAAUCCCCAGAGUCAGUCAGCUACACCUGUGAGGCCAGGAACCCAGUCAGUGAGAAGACAUCGACCUACAGCAGCAAUGACUGUCUGGCUACAGGUAAUCCUGAGAUCUACAUCUACACUGGUAUUUGUGCAGGUGUCUUGUUGGUUGCUGUUGUGGUUGCUGUUGUGGUCUGGCUCGUCAAGAAGCGUUCCAAAGAUUUGCGGAGCACAGGGAAUGCCAGCCAUCUUGGAGAGGAUCGAGAGAAGGCGGUGGCAAUCAGCCAGGCAGAGAUUGUGGAAGAGGAGAAUAAGCUAUUACUAGAUGAAGAACUAAAGGACAGGGUCAAUCAGAUCAACCAGACCAGUGAGGCUGUGAAAACUGGAGAUGGUGAGGGAGAGAAGAAACCAUUACUAGACAAGGCAGGAUCCACUGAUACAGAUGUUAUUGUGAGUAAUAUCCCGUUCAAACUGAACAACCAGAAUCAGGUUUGGGGUUGGGAGUUCGGAAAGAGACAGAGGGAAGAAAAAGAGCAGAACACAGAAUCCAAACAGAACAUGAACGUUACCUUGGGGACUGUUACCCAAGAUUCUGUCCAAACUGCUCCUCCAAAACCACCUCGGAGCAGCCUUAACUAUAAUUCACCGUACCUACAGACUCUGGAGACACAGCACAGCAGAGAGCAUCAUGGGAGAGGAACUGACCAAAGCAUGGCUGGUUAUGGCACAGAGAGAGAGGGAGCGGGAAAUGGACAGCUUAUGCCCCAGAAAGUCCUAAUCUUAGACACAGAGGAGGAGAGUGGAGGAAAGGAGGAGGGGACAAGAGAGGACGGAGAAGAUGUUGAGAAAGAGAAGGUAGGAGGAGAUGAUUCAGUGACAGAGGAGGGAGAGGGGCAAGAAGAUACAGAUAGGAGAGAUGAUGGAGGAGAAAGAAAUGGACAGGAGAGAGAGACUGAAAAUAAUGAAGAAGAGCAGGUGAAAGGAGAGGGAGAAGAAAGAGGGAAGGAGAGGAAAGAAAAAGCCCAACUUCUCCCAAACAAACACUCCCCCAAAAAGCUCCCCCCCCCACCUCUCGCCCCAAAACCAUCAUCUAUAAGACAUGUUAACCAGAUGGGUGUAGAACAAGGAAGCGUAGUGAAGACAAUGGAAACCCAGAGGAGCAGUGGUCAGGUAGACAGAGAGAGAGGAACACCUGACCUAUCAGGUCUGAGGAGACCCAAUAACUCAGUGUCAGACAGUACAGACACUCCUGAUAGAAGCAGUCCAGGAUUGUCAGCUCUUCCUAUAGUCACAGCAUUUAGUCCAAAGGUGGGCAGUGGUACUCUAUCCAAUCCAGUAAAGGCCAGUUCAGGUGCACCCUCCGGACCAGGAGACACCAGUUCAGGUGCACCCUCCGGACCAGGAGACACCAGUUCAGGUGCACCCUUCGGACCAGGAGACACCAGUUCAGGUGCACCCUCCGGACCAGGAGACACCAGUUCAGGUGCACCCUCCGGACCAGGAGACACCAGUUCAGGUGCACCCUCCGGACCAGGAGACACCAGUUCAGGUGCACCCUCCGGACCAGGAGACACCAGUUCAGGUGCACCCUCCAGACCAGGAGACACCAGUUCAGGUGCACCCUCCAGAACAGGAGACACCAGUUCAGGUGCACCCUCCGGACCAGGAGACACCAGUUCAGGUGCACCCUCCAGACCAGGAGACACCAGUUCAGGUGCACCCUCCGGACCAGGAGACACCAGUUCAGGUGCACCCUCCGGACCAGGAGACACCAGUUCAGGUGCACCCUCCAGACCAGGAGACACCAGUUCAGGUGCACCCUCCAGACCAGGAGACACCAGUUCAGGUGCACCCUCCAGACCAGGAGACACCAGUUCAGAUACAACUAGUACAGCAAUAGAGAGUAGCUCAGAUACUCUGUCUACGACAGAGGAAAAUGUACCAACAGAGACCAGUAAAGCUACAGCCUCUGUACCAGGAGAAACCAGUUGAAAAGCACUUGUUGAAAAAGUUUGUUAAACAAAAAUGUUAGGCUCUGUACGGGGAUGUUUUGUUUCUCUUAUAUUUAUACAAUUAAUUUCAAGGGUAUUUAAAACCAAAUACCUUUUAGACUUUUAUUUUUGUCAUUUUCUAUUAAAGUAUCUUUACUUUUAGUCAAGUAUGACUUUUGGGUACUUUUUCACCACUGUAUUAUAGCACAUCAACAUAAUGUAUUGUGUUGGUACAGUAUACAGUACGUUUUUUAUACCACCAUACAUUUGGUAUUUUUAGGUGCAUUUGAUGAAGAAAAACAUUUCAUUAAGAGCUUACUUGAUCCUUUACAUGGUGUGAGAGCUGAUACUUUGCAAUAUAAAAAC